Molecule: messenger RNA, 4190 nt
Organism: Trichoderma reesei QM6a
Lineage: Eukaryota; Fungi; Ascomycota; Sordariomycetes; Hypocreales; Hypocreaceae
Exons: 3
Coding region: 1-3969 (1322 amino acids)
Molecular function (GO): ubiquitin-protein transferase activity
Source: RefSeq, a predicted model, not a curated record
AUGAGCGCGCCGCCAAAGCCCUCGGGCUCCUCAGCAAGGGGCCUCGAGCCUGGCCAUGCCGCCGACGCCCGCCCGCGAGGCCCUGAAGCAAGCGGCGAGCUGGAUCUGCUGGCCGGGCUCUGGCAGGUCGCGCCGUUUGCUCGUCUCCCGGCCGAUGCGCCGCCCGAGCUGAGCGCCUACGUCCAGGAUGUCGACAACCCCCGUCGCGUCUAUGCCAUCCAUCGAGCCAGCCGCCGUCACGACUUCCAGCAGCUCGUCGACAAGUACAUCUAUCAGUUGAGAACCGGCUGUGGUGCGCCGAAUUGCUCCACGGCUACCUGCUUCUCCUGCCGCAAGCGCCUCGCUGGCAAGGCGCCUAUCCGCCGAUACAAUCCGACAAGCGCGAGAACGCUGGCCGUCUAUCUUGCCAGCCAAGACAAUCCAUACUCCGGCCUCUGUCCCUACCUCGGCUCCCCUCGAGAAGUUCCUCCCGCGACCAACAGCCUGAUCUUUUCCACUCGGCCUUCGCCAUCUCAGCACGGCAACCGUAAAUCCUCAGAUCCACAGACAUCCUCCCGGCGGAAACCAAGCUUGGAGUGUCUUGCCAAGGCUCCUCCUUGUUCUACAGCAGCAACAAGAUGCCGCUCGCCGUCUCUGGAGAAGCAACGCCUAGGCAGCCAGCCCGGCGAGUCCAAGAAUGAUGGCACCCCCUCGCGGCUUGGUCAGAUCCCGGCAUCCCAGAUUAGCGUCACCGAAAAGGCAGUGCAGAAGGAUUACAGGUCGUUUGCCGUGGCCACUUUUGGCACCGUCGCAUUCAAGAUGUUGGAGUGGCUUACACCACAGUCGAUUGAAGCUAUGACGGACAAGAUCUCUGAGCUGGGGGGUUAUCGGCAGAGUAACAAUACUGCUGCUGCUGCUGCGGCGGACUCCCAACAGGCCACUGAUUCUCAGAAAGACCAUAUUGACGCACAUCAACCUGUUUCCCUACCAGCCUCACAGCCUAAACGAAACAGGGCCCCGAAACCAACAAGGACCUCGAGCCAAGAUGUGGCCGAACCGCCUACGCCCAUGAAAGACGUAUCUUCCAAACCAAAGAGGAACUCAAAGACGACUCUCCGCUCUUCUCCAUCCAAGUCGAACAGGAGGACAAUGGAUCCUAUGGCCAUCUCAGCAGGAAACGAAGAGGCCAAGCCGACGUCACGCCCCCCCAGCCUAAACGGCUUCUACCCCGACAAGUUGGCUCGGGCCGGCAAGACUUCACCCGCCAUCAUCACUCGCGGCGUGCCGGAAAUACCAUCCAAGCCCGCCUUUUUCGAAAACCUAUCUCCUCCAACCCCUACCAGCACUACCACCACCACCACCACCACCACCGCGGAGGUGGAAGAGGUCGAGUCAGGGUCAUCGGAUACAGAAACUGUCGAUGAGAAGGACACGCCGAGCAGCACCCCCCCGACCACGAGAAAGGAGCACGUCGACCCUCAUGCGAAGCCGAGGCCCGUGUCACCAUUACCCGAGGCCGACUUCUCAUCGGCCAAGUUACUGCUGCCCCAGUCCUUGUCCACCCUGAAUGUCGACCUCGUCGAGUUCAUAUGCGAUGUCUUUCAAGAAGACCAGACCUACGAGAGCCAUUUCUUCGGACCUUUGGAAUCUCACGCCUCUUAUCCUAAACCCCAGAAUCUGUCAAAGAAACUGGUGAGGCGGCGGUCGACGUCCCGUGCCACGUCUGCCAGCCAGUGGAAAGCUUUCAACGAACAGGCCCUCUUCACCGUGCUGAGCGACCCUCACUCGCUUGUCCGGUCCUUUUCCCGGGAUGGCAAACUGUACGACUCUCAGACGCUCUUCUACUGCAUGCUCCGGAUGACGCGAGCGGCGCCGACCCUGGUCCUCCACAGCCUCUGGCUGGCGGCAGAGUCCCUGUUCACAACGCCAAAGUCAUUCCAAGCCUCGCAGUCUCGUCCCGCGAGGGCACUGCCCAAGAGUCGGAAGCCAUUGUCCGAUUUCGAAGCCGGCUGCGUCGUGUCAGUCUGUCUGCACGCCCUCGUUGCGGUGGCUCCCUAUGUCUCAGACUCCAAAACAUUGUACGACAUGUCGCGCAUACGAUCCACUGGAUUGGCUCUGGGUGGUAACAGUCUCUCCACGAGACAGCCGCAGGCGAUAUGUCUCGAGUACGAGGACGUCUUCUCCAACGACGUCGCCAUCCGGCUGGCCCGCCGUGUGUUCUCCGCCGUGUCCGCCCGUCGGUCCCUGGCAACGCUGAUGCGCAUGGAUGGCAAGAACAAGGCCGGCCAGAUGGACAUUCUCCAGCCACUGCUCAGCCAGCUCGACCUUGUGCACUCCGGGCCGAUCCGCGUGCUGGAGUUCCCGACAGCUGAACGCCUGCUGCACGAGACCCGCGUUCCUACCCUCCUGCUCGACUGGGCAAGGACGGUUCUCUACCACGAAUGGGAUGGCCAUGCCGAGAUAUUGUGCGCCGGUGCUUUCCACGGGGCACUGUCUCUCAUCUCCACCAUGUAUCAAAACAGAUCCAGGCUCCUCCUGGGGGACAUUCAGUUUCGCGCAGACUACUUCUCAGAGCGCCUGGAUACGAUGGAAAUGCCCGUGUCAUGGGCGGAAUCACCCUCCUCGCGGAACAAGGGGCACAUGCUCGACUACCCGUACCUCUUCAGCCCGGAAUGCCUCGUCACAUUUUUCCGAUCCAUCAACUUUGCAAAAAUGAGCCGCAUGUUUGAGGAGAGCAGCUCGCUAAAGACUAGGAUGAGCGCCAUCGUCGACCCAGGCAGCCUGGUAGCGAAUCCCCACCACAAGAUUGUGCUGCAGGACAUGCUCAAAGUGGCCUCGUCCAAGUAUCUGAUCCUGGACAUUGGCCGAGACAAUGUGCUGCGAGAUGCCUUUGACCAGCUGUGGAGGCGAGAGCGACGCGAGCUGCUGCGCCCUCUCAAGGUUCAUCUAGGCGAACAGAGCGGAGAGGAGGGCUUUGACUCGGGUGGUGUGCAGCAGGAGUUCUUCCGCGUGGCCAUCGCCGAGGCGCUUGAUCCCAAAUACGGCGCGUUUACGAUAGACGAGCGCACGCGCAUGGCCUGGUUCGUGCCCGGCUCCGUCGUCGAGGAGUGGAAGUUUGAGCUGAUUGGCGUCAUCGUGUCGCUGGCAGUGUACAACGGCCUCACACUCCCCGUCACGUUCCCCAAGGCGCUGUACCGGAAACUGCUGGGCGAGCCGGUGGAAGAGCUCUACCACAUUGCAGACGGCUGGCCUGACCUUGCCAGCGGGCUGAUGAGCCUGUUGGAGUGGAACGAAAAGGACGGCGCAGUCGAGGACGUGUUUGCGCGUACGUACGAGUUUUCGGUGCCCAACAUUGGGGGCAACGUAACGCGGGAAAUGACCAAGGACAUGGCGCAGUGGCCGCAGAACCUCGACUGGAAGAUGCGCAUCACGGUGCCCGAGGAGACCGAGGGCGACCACGAGGCGCCGCUCGUGACCAACGAGAACCGCGACCAGUAUGUCAGCGACUACAUCCGCUACCUGACGGACGUGUCGAUCCGCCCGCAGUACGAGGCGUUUGAGCGCGGCUUCCAUAGCUGCCUGGACCACAAGUCACUGUCGCUGCUGAGCCCGCAGAUACUGCAGUCGCUGGUGGAAGGCGUCCAGGAGAUUGACAUUGCCGAGCUGCGGCGGUACACCCGCUACGUGGGCUGGGAUGCGUCUCACCACACGGUCAGAGACUUUUGGUCCAUUGUCAAGCGCUACGACGACCGGAUGAAGCGCAAGCUGCUGGAGUUUGUGACGGCCUCUGACCGCGUCCCUGUUGGCGGCAUGCGGAACCUGCAGUUUGUCGUGCAGCGCAACGGCGACGGCGAGGACGGCGGGAACCGGCUGCCCACUGCGUAUACGUGCUAUGGGACGUUGCUGCUACCGGACUACAGGGACAAGGAGAUGCUGAGGCAGCGGCUGACUAUGGCUUUGGAGAAUGCCUCUGGAUUCGGCUUUGCGUAAGGGGAUGAGGUUCGCAAGGAACAUCCUUUUCUUUUUCUCUUGUUGUUUUAAGCGUCCUUUGCAUUCAUUUUCUGUAGUUGUUUUGUGAGCCCUGUGGAAUCUGGACUACAGUUGGACGGGUAUGGAGCGAUUGUUGAGCGUUAGAAUUUGCCGUCUUGGCUCUGGGUAGGAUAUGUCACCUGAGGGCUUAUCCACUAUCUAUAUAUCAUAUUUAUAUAUAU